AUUGAAUACGAUGUUAAGUAUACGACCUUAAGUGUUGGAAACUUAAAUCCGUUACUUAAUACUGCGCAUUUCAUUAAGACUAUUGCUUCGUUAUAAUGAAAAUUCACCAUAGAGAACAGAUGAGCCCACCUUGUCUGUGGGAAUGAUUUUUGGAAUUUUGACAGUUUUUGCUAUUAUUUCCUUCACAAUAACCAAGAGAAUGAAUGCUUUGUGGCAUGACGGUUCUUGGGAUCCUUCUUGGGAUACAUGGUGGCACUAUAAAGAAGGCGUAAUGGGAGGUCCGAGUCAUUGGGGACAGACAGCUUUCAUGGCUAUUGCCAAUGACGUUUGGCCAGCUUGUUAUCAAGGAAAAAUGCAAUCUCCAAUCAGUAUCUCCACAAAACAUCUGCUAUUUGAUCCUAAUUUGGUGCCACUGAAAAUUUCAGGUUCAGAUAAGCAAAUUGAUGUGGAGGUAGUGAAUACAGGACAAGAUUUACAGGUGAAAAUCCUCGAUUCAAUAGCAUCAAUUGUAUUCAGUGAAGGACCAUUAGUAUAUAACUAUAAAUUCUUUGGAGCUUUAAUCAAAUUUGGCUCAAGAUCAGAUCGUGGUUCAGAUCACCAGAUUGAUGGUAUUGCUUUUCCCGCUGAGCUACAACUAUAUGCAUUCAAUUUUAUUUUAUACCAAAACUUUUCUAACGCACUUUCAAAACCAAAUGGCUUAGCUGUAUUAUCUGUUCUUUUUAAAAUUGGUGAGCAAUCAUCAUCUGAUUUGGAAGCAUUACUAUCUACGGCAGAGCAGGUUCAAUUGAAAGGACAAUCUAAAAGGCUUCAUGGUUUGUUGUUGGAUGCUGUUUUACCGUCUACUAUGCAAUAUAUGACUUACCAAGGCUCUUUACCAUUUCCUGCCUGUUAUGAGACUGCAACAUGGAUUUUGCUUAAUCAACCGAUUGUAAUUACAGAAACUCAGGUGAGACAACAUAAAAUCACAAUUCAUAGACCAUUUUUAAUAGCUCCAAAUGUGAAAAAAAUUGUGUUGAAUAAAUUAUCCUAGCAACUAGGCUUAUAACGAAACUGUAAUUAUAAGUUUCCUAUAAAGAAUAAAUAUAUUCAAAUUAAGAGCUGAUCAUAGACUACCAUUGAAAACGUGGAUGCACUAGACGUCUGUUUUAUAAUAACAAGAGACUCCUCAGCAGUGUACAUCAACGACCCUGCAAACGGCAAUCGAGCUCAGGACUGCCGUCUUGUAUGUAAUCAUAUAUGGCAUAAACUUUCAUAAUAAAUAUUAACAAACCUAAAUUAAAACAAUUAGUCUCAUUGAAAAAUUUCGCUAAUGCAAUGAGAAGACAAAGUUUAUCAGAAUUAUGUGAUAUAUUUGCGCAAUUAGUUGGUGGUUGGACCCGGGUUUCUUGCUACUUGGCACUCGUCAGCAAUGUGUACCUGUAAUCUUGAAGGAACUGGUGCUCCCUGACAAAUUCGAUUCCGUGUCACCCAACUUCACAAUCAGAGAAGUUAUCACUGAGUUAUCCGGGCCGCAACCGUCCUCCUGUAGGACUGAGAUGUAAUCACAAUUGAUUGAUAUUUGCGCAAUACAUUUUUAACAGUCUGAUCACACAUAUACUUGUUAAGAUAUUUUUAUAUGAAAAGAUCAACUAGACAGGUGAAAGAUAAGCCGUAACAAAACAAUAAAUUACACGAAGACAAUAUGAUAACCACUCUGGAUAACAAGUCAGUAUUACCAGGGUAGGUUGAGGGUAAGAACAAAUUAUAUUUGAACACAUUAACAGGGCUUCAUUUUCCAUAUAGCCAAGGCGUCAAUAAAAAUUAGUAUACGUCCUCCAAGGCUUUUGUGCAACACUACAAAUGCUGACGUGAUGUCAACCUUAUGACCAGUCUCAAUCAAAUGUUUCGCGAUGGAGGAAGACAUCUGUCUAUCCUGUGAUCUUAUUCGACCACUGGAAUUCAUUUGCUUUCGUAGCCAUUUUGGUAUGUGUUCACCCACCCUUAAUUGCAGAUCACGAUUGUUCCUCCCUACGUACGUGUUUGAUAGACACAAUGGAAUAUGACACAGUUGCUUACAUGCUGUUUGGGUUUUCAGUAAAAUGUAAACCUUGUCUUUCAAUAAUGACAAUUUGGGCUGCAUAAAAUGUCUGGUUGGUGGUUAAAUAUGACUAAAUUAUGGAUAUAACUAACAAUUAUUGACCAACUAAUUAAUAAUAAGAAAAUGAUGGUUUCUUACACUGCCUUCUAAAAUAUCAGCGUCACAUGCUACGGUUGGACGAUAGCAUAACUAGUCUUCUUACCAACUGACUGAAUUAUAAUGGUAUUAUAGUCAAUAUUAAUAAUUAUAAAUACCCCUGUUUUUCUGCAAAAUUUUGGUUCCUACCCAAUAAUCACUUCCACUGCUUCUUUCGUCUUCUGGUUAGUAACUGUGGGAUUCUACACUUUCGACUGCCGUUAGUUGUAUAUCGUAUCCUGUCAUAAUCAAGUAGAGGACGUAAAAAUGGCGAUUAACUUCAGCCUUAUCUGACAUUAAAAUUCAUUUGGAAUGAAACUGUGAACUGCUUUCCAUGCACGGCCCCACAGUGUAGAACUUCGUAAGAAUUCUACCUGAUGCUGCCGAUCUUCUGAAUUAUACCAUAAUGUUGGAGGUGCUUCCAUAGGAUUCUCUUAUCAUUACAGCCAAAUGCUUUCUGUUGAUUGUUUGAAGAUGAUCCGUAGUUUAGCUAUUUAAUCCAUGAACGAUCGAUCCUUGUUGAUCUCGAAGCUAGGUGUCUAGGGAAUAUUUUAUCCAGUUCAGAAACAAUCUGUUAAAACCUUUUCCUGAUACCGACAGAAAUGUGAUGCCUUUGUAGUUCUCCUACCUGAUCAGAUCUCCCUUCUUUGGUGUCUUGAUAUAAUAACUUUUACAGUCCGUUGGUACGUAUUCUUUCUCCAAAAUCCUUCUAAAGAGAAUGUGCAACAUCUUUGGGAUUAAUUCUAUGUCUGGCUUCAGUGCUUCAGCUAGUACGCUGCCUGCUCCUGCUGCCUUUCUACACUAGAUGUUUCUGGUGGCCAUGCUAAUUUCUUCAGUUGAUGAUGACGCAGAACCUAUAGGAAGGUCUGUAUGUGCUCCUUUGAUGUCUGAUAUGCUCGUUGUGGCUUAUCUAUCCAAGAGUUCUUCAGUGUUCUUUCUAUCUAUUCCCCUGUCGUUGAAUCUUAGUGAUUAAUUCGCUUUCUUUGCUCUUGACUGGUCACACUGUUUUACUAUGUUUAUUUGUUAUCAACCUGAUAUUUCAUUUUUCGUGUAUUCUGUUCUUUUAUCGAUACAGAUGAAUAAAGAAACACUAUCUAUUAUAUAAGUUACUACCCGACAAAUAUGUUUAAUGAAGAUUUUUAGUACGAAAUCAAAUGAGGAUUGAGGUAUCGUGUGUAUUGUGUGCAUGAGAGUUACGAUCAUAAAGAAAGUCCACUACAGAUAAUUAAGAAUCGAAAGAUCUAUGAAAGCUAAUUGUGAUGCUCCUAUAGGAGAAUUGUUGGUUUGCAUAAAAUAUUUCAGGAUUUUAAAAAAAGCUAUUAGAUAUUGUUAACGAAUGGUCUCAUAAAAUACAGAUAUUGAAAACCAAACAACUAAUUAGUAAAGAUUAUUCUAAAUACAAAUUUGCCCAGAGUAAUUAAUGUGUACAUUGUUUGGCAUAUAGAAAUUUAGCCAUAUACUUCAUUUUGAUUAGAAAGUUAUCUCUAAAAUUACUCCGGAUGUGUAAAAUGCUUUAUCAUAUAAAUAUGGUUAGUUUAUACGAAAUUAUUAAGUGGAUAUUAUUUUCAUGCCAAAUUUUCGGGGAAAUGUACUUGUUCAUUUGAAUGUUGUAUCAUUCAAAUAAAAGAAUGAAUGUGUUUUUCACUUAUUAUUACUCAUGAAAAACAUACAUAAAUCCAGCUCGUAUAUUAUGCUGAAAAUAAUUUAAAAAAGGGGAACGAAUAUCCUAGAAUCAUUCAAACAAACGAAAUCACAUGCUAAUAAUCAGUGGUUAUUUUGUUACUGGAAUCAAUUGUUGCAUGAAACUAAUCAGAACUUCAAAAAUAUGAAUAACUUACCAACAAUUUUGAUUUGAAAUGUAACAUUUUGCAGUGAUAUAUUCGUUUAAAUUUUUUAAUGCUUUUGCUUAGUCAGUAUGGUCAACAAAACUAUAUUGAAAGGGGUAUCUAUAACGUUAUUGUUGCCUCCUAAAUAAAUUAUCUCUAAAGAACGAAUAUGUAUCUGUUUCUAUCUUAUCGCGUCAUUAUCUUAGCUAAAAUCUCUUCGUCAACUUCGGAUAGCGCCAUUUCGAGGAUCAGGCAGCAUGGCUGAUAAUUACCGAACCGUUCAAAAAUUGAAUAAUCGAUCAGUUCGAACAAACAUUGAUUUUAGAAAAAGUCAAUCCUACUGUUCAAUACAAGCUCAGAGAACUUAUUUUGGUAAGAUGAUGUUUAUGAGUUACAUUGAAUGAUAUAUUUUUUUUAUAUAUUUGAUAUAAGUAAGUACGAAAAACACUAUUUUGAUAUUUAUACAACGCGUUACUUAUCUAUUCGUUAAACCGACAACAAACAGUUUUUAAAUUGACAGAAUACAAAAUUCGUUUAAUCAUAUGAUGAUUUACCCACAGUAAUAGUGAGUACUAUAUGUUUUUUAAAAGUUAUCAGCAAUUUAUGUCAUAUAGUACGUAUAUUUCCGUUUUAUAACUCAGAGGAUAGUUAAAUGGACUCAUUUCUCGAAGAGAAAUAAGAAAGAGUAUCAAUAACAUACAGGUACAGGUCAAAUUAACUAUCAGUAUACAUUGUUUGUUGUGGUUAUAUUGUGAGUUUUCUGAGAACAAAAGAAUAUAUAUGUCGAAUUAUAUCUCAUGAUAUUUUUUAAAAAAAAAUAAAUACAGUCUUCUUUAAAAUACAAUUAAAUGAAUAUUAUUAUUUCAUUCCCUUUUUUUACAUGCAUUAUUACAACAUUCUGAAAAUAUUACAAUAUAAUUUGGAUCUCUGUGAUUAUGAUGAUUAUUUAAUGAUCAACAGCAGCUUCAUUGCCAUAAUUUAACAUUCCAAACGUCUUAAUUAUUCUUAUUUUUGCAUAUAUAUACAUAAGAAAUGAUUUUCAUUUGAUCAUUUUUUAAUAGGUAUUCAAACGAACUGUUAAUAAUAUGUCUCUAUAGACUAAGUUUAUUUUAAUAUGUAAAGAAUUAUACAGUUAUCGGACAGCUUUUUUUUAUUUAUAAUAUUUUUUAAAAUCUACCUCGUCAUCAGGUAUUUGGAACGAUAUAAAAAUAUUUUGAUGUAAUAAUAUAUGUUCUAAACAGUUAUUCUUAGUUGUUUACUUUGUCUAAUGCAUUUAACUAUCAUUAAUUUCACUAUAAUUAAGUUCUGAAUAUUUCUGUGUAUAAUUAUAUAACUAUCUUUUUUAUGUACGACUGUAUAUUUCUGCAUGUAUAUAUUUAUUAUUGUAUAUUAGAAAAAAAAAUCUUUGCCUAAUAUUACUUAUAAUCAUUGUCUUUUGAUCUUUUUCAAUUAGUUAUGUUCAUAUGUAAUUAAGAGGAAAAAAUAAAUAUUUUAGAAUGCUU
This is a messenger RNA of Schistosoma spindalis, 5540 nucleotides long. Lineage: Eukaryota; Metazoa; Platyhelminthes; Trematoda; Strigeidida; Schistosomatidae. The record is from the annotation of a GenBank genome assembly.